Molecule: messenger RNA, 1125 nt
Organism: Aedes aegypti (yellow fever mosquito)
Lineage: Eukaryota; Metazoa; Arthropoda; Insecta; Diptera; Culicidae
Product: tubulin polyglutamylase complex subunit 2
Exons: 3
Coding region: 93-1040 (315 amino acids)
Biological process (GO): protein polyglutamylation
Source: RefSeq, a predicted model, not a curated record
GCGAUUACUUUUCUGUUGAAGUGCAAACUUCGCUAUAGGAUGCAAAGCGCAAGUCCAAAAUUAAUGUUUAAGCUGUCCAUGGUAACCGAAAUAUGAUAAAACGAGCCGGACGGGAAUUGAUCAAUACAUAUUAUAUUGAGAAUCGCAGAAAGAACCAUUUCAUUUUGAAUAUUAACUUUUAUAAAAUUGGGCAAAGUCAAAUGACCACUAUUAAAAAUGUGGUGGAUCUGGAUGACAUGUUCUACGAAAGUCUUUCUCUGGGCUUGGCAAAGAAAUUUGCAGAUUGCAUACCUCGUAUUACCAAUGUAACUUGUGAGAAGCGUUUACCAUGUGAGAAGGCCCAAGUUACUGCUUGGGAAUCAAGGCACAACAUUUACCUUCCAGAUGACAUGAAACGAUUCUAUUUGUCUACCGAUGGAUUUAAUUUCUACUGGAGCUAUCAGUACUCUCCAAAUGACAUCCGCCGUGUGGGACAUAUCCAUUUUCCUCAUUUGAUUCAGAUAACUCUUGUUCGUGACAAUAUUGAUACCAUCCUUAGUUCCAGCCCGAACACUGCCGUGACGAUUCCACCAAUCAUUCGUCAGUCUAAUUACAUCGAUUCUACUUCGGGAUAUCUCAAUCACCUGAACCUAAACUCCAGAAGUAAAAUAUUCGAACUGAGCACCAUUACUGACCUAGCGAAAGUUUGUCUGGUCUACGAAACUCCGGAAUCCUCAAAUCCGAAAAUAUUCCUCUUGGAGAUGGGUACAUUCAAGUGGCAAUUCUUGGCGGAUACUUUCACCGAGUAUUUGCGGAUGAGCAUAGCCCAUCUUGGUUUGCCAUACUGGGAGCUGUGCUUUUCGAGCUGUGGGUUGCCUUCCUGGACUGAACAGUUAUUUUUGCUACUCGCUCCUCAUUUACUGGAGAAAAAUGAAAAUCGUAGGCUGAAAAACAUUGUUUGCGUUAAUGAAAAUCCACCGUACAAUGUCCUUGAUCCGGCCGUUUUCAGAACAAAGCCACGUUGUUCGAGACAAAGUCAGAAGAAUCGUAUAAACAAUUAGUUACGAAAAAAAUGGCCGCGAUCGGAAUGUUUAUUUCACAUAUGGAUAAUGUACAAUAAUUUAAUAAACGAUAUAUUUGCAUCUA